Messenger RNA from Conger conger (European conger), 6098 nucleotides. Its product is annotated as cingulin-like protein 1. Bases 167 to 4120 code for a protein of 1317 amino acids. The record is from RefSeq and is a predicted model, not a curated record. Gene Ontology annotation, cellular component: myosin complex. The transcript is spliced from 19 exons. Lineage: Eukaryota; Metazoa; Chordata; Actinopteri; Anguilliformes; Congridae.
UGAACAAGACAGCAACAAGUGAAUAGUCAACUUUGGCAGAAUGUCACUUAUUUUAGGCUACACCUGCACAUUUACGGCUUUUGAAAUUUAAAAUAACUUGUAUCUGUGUAUCCGAGUAAAUCACUGCUAUUAACAGAAUCCAGAGGGAGGGAUUGUUUUAGCGUAAAUGGAGUCGUACAGAGUUGGUGGACUUGCGAACAGUGGGCUCCAGCGGAGAUAUGAUAAACGUGAAAGUACAACGAGAGCCACCGAGCGCAACGGGGCCUAUGGCCUCAGCAUUCGGGUCAAGGGGAUGGACGGACACCCUUACGUAGUAAUGAACAACCAGAACAGGGGCCCUGACAGCAAUGGAAACAUUGACAAGGACUCCUUAAUGAAUGACGGUGAUGAGAAUGACUUCAGAGGGGCCAUAGAGUCAGCUCCUGGGAAGAUCACCAACCCCCACAAUGGUGCCAAAGAGUCCAGGAAACUACAGAAGUCGUCUAGCUUGCGGAAUAUCCAGAGAGACACAGAGCCUGUAAAUCCUUACGCCCCGGAAAACUCCUCCCUGAGCCGGGACAGAUAUCGUACCUUGCCGCCGAAAUGUACCUCUCCUGUGGAGACUCCAGCUCAGCAGCACUACUCCCUGCCCCGGGCCACCUCCACACCAGUCCACCGCAGGUCCCCCAGUCUGGGAAAACCUAGCACCCCUGAGUCUCCUGUGGCUGGGGAGGAGGCCCAGCCUGAUCCGCGCAAGGCGCAAGGUCAUCCCCAGGCCCUGCCCCGAAUCCGACCCCCGAGCCAACUCCAGGCUGAACCCCAAGCCCCAAAACAACUUCCGGCCAAAACCCAGUCCCAAGCCCCAAGCCAACUCCCAGCCAAAACCCAGUCCCAAGCCCCACGCCAACUCCCAGCCAAAACCCAGUCCCAACCCCCAAGCCAACUCCCAGCCAAAACCCAGUCCCAACCCCCAAGCCAAGUCCCAGCCAAAACCCAGCCCCAAGCCCCAAGCCAAGUCCCAGCCAAAACCCAGUCCCAACCCCCAGACCAAACUCCUGUAGUGCGACACCCGCCUAGAAACUCAACUAAGUUUAUCGGCAGGUCUCCCAGCACUGUCGGUGGCACUGCCAGCCUGGAGCAAGGUAGACGUAACCCUGACGUUUUGCCCCUGCGUAGGCAUGAGUCCUGCGGCCCCGAGUUUCUGCCCCCCCGCUCCCGGCGCUCCUCCACGUCCUCUGCCCCGGACGGACCACAGCCGGAGGAGGAGGCACUGUACGCCGAAAACAUCAACCGGCACAAGAACCGGCGCUACAUCCCCUUCGUACCGGGCACGGGCCGCGACAUCGACAGUGCCUCCAUACCCAGCGUGGACGACCUCAUCGAAAAGUUCAAUGGGAGCGGUACACAUCAGCGGAGGGGCAGGGCUGGACGAAGGAACAGGAUCAACCCGGAGGACCGCAAACGGUCGCGCAGUCUUGACAGUUUCCUCCCUUCUGAGCUCAGCGGGGAUUCGGAGUACCUGGACAGGUUCAGUAGGAACCAGGGUCGACCCACCGAGCACCUCCUCCGCCCCUCGCAGUUGGGUCUACAGAAGGGGACUCAUCACCAGGAAGAUCAAUCCCCAGCACAUGACUGCAGUUCCCCAGAAUCGCCACAGGGGGCAGUAUGCAAUGGACUGUCCUCCGUACUGAGUUGUAAAAAUGAGCUGAAGAGGUCUUCUACACUGCAGCUGAAGACUAAGACCUAUGAGGAGGAGAAGCCAUCACGGUCGGUGAAAAUUCUGACCAGCACAACACCAAGAGCUUUGUCCAGGUCAAGCAACACUGACAAACAGCUUGAUACAGCGAGGGACACUCAGGUAACCCCUGAUCUUUUGAAAGGUCAACAAGAUGUUUCACAACAAACAAAUGAAGAGACAGCAAGACAAAUAUUGUUCAAUUACCUCAAGGAUGGAAGUGGUGAUAACGAUGACGCUACCAAGAGGAAAGUCAACCUGGUCUUUGAGAAGAUCCAGACCUUGAGGUCCAGGGCUGCUGCAAACGUGCAGGGGGACAAAUCUCCCGGCACAGCUGCAGAGAGCAGGGCGGUGCAGGACCUCAAGGCCCAGCUGGAGAGCAAGGUUACAGAGCUGACAAAACAGCUGGAGGAGGAAUCUAAGAAGCAGCGGGGGCUCGUGGAGGCCUGUGAGAAGGCCGGGGCAGACACUAAAGAUCUGGGCGUGAAGCUGAGCUCCAGCCGGGAGGAGUGCAGGAAACUCCGGGAGCAGCUCUCCAAAGCCGAGGCUGAGCUGCAAACGUCCCUGGAAGAUCUCUACCAGGAGAAGAUGGAGAGGGAGCAGUGCCAGUCUGAUAUCAGGGACCUGCAGGACCAGCUCUCAGAGAUGCAUGACGAGCUGGACUGCGCCAAGAAACCCUCGACGGACGAGGAGAUGACCAUCAUGAUGGAGACAAUAAUGCAGAUGAAGCUGGAGCUUGAGGAGGCGCAGCUGGCGAAGGAGAUGAAAGAGGAGGUUCUGCACAAGAGGGAGCGAGAGCUGACCGCCCUCAAGGGGGCUCUGAAGGAGGAGGUGGCCUCUCACGACCAGGAGGUGGACAUCAUGAAGGAGCAGUACGAGCAGGAGAUCCAGAAGCUCAGGUUGGCUGCUGAGGAGGCCAAACAGGCCAGCUCCUCAGCAUGUCGGGAGAAGGCGGAGUUAGAGGUGGCGUUGGGUACGGUAGACGGGCGGGCGGGCCAGCUAUCCCAGGAGGCCGAGCGGCUACGCCAGCGGGCCCAGGAGCUGGAGCGCCAGGUGGCCAAACUGAACCGCGUCGUGGACGAGGCCAAGCUGAGAGAGAGCCGCCUGGAGGACCGGGCAGGCCGACUGGAGAAAGAGAAGAGACAGAUGGAGGUGUCUCUGGACGAGGCCAGGGAGCAGGAACAGGAGACGUCCCAAGCUAACAGAACUUUAGCCACACGCCUUGAUGAGUUACAGAGAAACAUGGCCAAACUGACCCAGGAAUACAAUGAGCUGAGUGACAGACUGAGGGAGGAGAGCAGCCAGAAGGACCUGAUGAAGAAGACCAAGAACCAGGUGGAGGACGAGAGGAGGCUGCUGGACCGCACGGUGGAGAAACUGCAGAGGGCGAUGGGCGAGAUUGCGGAGGCCUCCCAGGCGUCUACUCUGGAGCUGCAAUUGCAGAUCAAUGAGUACAAGGAGAAGAGCCGGCAGGAGACGAGUGAGCUCCAGAGGCAGCUGCGGGACAAGGACCUGGAGCAGGAGAAGGUUCGGCUGGCCUCCAAGAGGCUGCAGGAAGAGAUGUCCCAGCUGGAGGAGGACCUGAGGCAGUGUAAACGGGAGCGGGACGAGGCUUUUCUGAUGGGGCAGGACCUGAAGCAGAAGGUGUACGACCUGGAGGUGGACGUGGAGACCAAGUCCCACUGCAAGGACGACAGAUCCAGGCAGAUGAAGCUCAUGGAGGACAGAGUCUCCCAGCUGGAGCAGGACCUGGAGGAGGAGCGGCUCAAUGGGGAUGAGAUGAUGAACAGAGUCAACCGAGGACGAGAGCAGGUGGAGCAGUUGAGGAAUGAGCUCCUGCAGGAAAGGGCUGCCCGACAGGACCUGGAGUGUGACAAGCUGGCGCUGGAGCGACGGAAUAAAGAUCUAAAGGGCAGGCUGGAUCAUCUCGAGGGCUCUCAGAAAUCCACCAAGGAGGGUGUGGUGACCCAGCUGGAGGGCCGGAUUCAGGAGCUGGAGGAGAGACUGGAGGUGGAGGAGAGGGAUCGCGGCAAUCUGCUGCAGGCGAACCGCAAGCUGGAGAGGAGGGUGAAGGAUGUGUCCAUGCAGCUGGAGGACGAGCGCCACUCACUGCAGGACCAGAAAGACCAGCUGGUUCUGAAGCUGAAAGUGCUGAAGCGGCAGAUGGACGAGUCGGAGGAGGAGACGGAGCGUCUGGAGAACGGCCGGAAGAAGCUGCAGAGGGACCUGGAUGAGCAGACCGAGGCCAACGAGCAGCUCCAGGGCCAGGUCAACACCCUGCGCAAAGAGCUGAGGCGCAAGAGUUCGGCUGCCCCACUUCUGAAUAAUUUGGACGAUGACGAGGAUGAUGACGACUUUAGCACUAGCGGGGAGUUUUUCUACAGCCUGGCUUCAGGACGCAACUGAUCCUGCCAGCGUUACACCCAAGGGCUCUCAGCGCAUAGACAGGACAAUGAGGAAGAGGAUGACCGGAUGGAUGCUGAUAAUUGGAAUUGACCGCCAUUUUGGAACUGUUGCCUGUCUGUCAUAAAGAACAAUGUCAAAUGCCUUUACUGUAUGUACACAAUAUGCCUGCACGUUUAGCAUUUAAUAGCUUCCAAAAGCUGUUAAAACUUUAGGGGCCGGUUUCAUAGACCCUGAUUAAGCUUAGUCGUGGACUGAGUUAUGUAUCAUUCAUGGCUUAAGCUGUGUCUGCGAGUCUGGUCCGAGAACUUGAAUAUUUAUGAAAUACUUCAUGAUAAGUAUAAUGCCAGUGCUUUAAAUAGACUUGUCACUUUUAAUUUUUAUAUUCCUAAGAAAUUAAACAGCUUUGAUUUUUACGAUGCCUUCCACAAUUGUGUCAGAAAAGGGUAAGGCUGAAAUGAAAGAUGUACAGCUUGAAAAUGAUUGCAAUUAUUUGUUCACUACAAAUUUAUUUACUUAAUACACAGUUAAAAUGAUGUAACUGGAAUACUAAGGUGAAUAUGUUAAAGGGAAUUUAAGAUGAGGGAUUAUGUUGGAUAAAAUGUUUCCUUUUGAUUGACUUUGUAUAUAUUCAGUACAUAUAUUGAUGUACAGUACUAUGCAGAAGUCUUAGGCACCCUAGACUUUAUUAUAUAUAUGUUUAUUUGUUUAUGUGUGUUAGUAUAAAACACAUUUGAGAUUUCCAAAUAUUCAUUUGGAAAAGAUUUAAUUUUACAGAGACAUUUUUGAAUUUAAUUUUAAAAAGUAAAAUAUUACUGGAAGCAAUUGACUACUUUUUACAUAAAAACUUGAUCAAGGCUGUCUGAGAUCAGAAGCAAGGACCCAACCAACGUCCGCAGAAGAACUGUGGCAAGUUCUCCAACAUGCUUGGAAUAACCUCAUUGUCUUAUAGAACUGCAGGACAGCGUUGGCUAUCAUAAAGAAGUGAUGCAGUUUUAACGCCGAAGGGUGGUCACAAAAAAUAUUGAUUCGCUUCAGUUUUUAACUAUUCUGCCAAAUUCCUAAAAUGUAUUGUAAAAUGUAUAGUACCUUUAUUUAGGACCUUUCAUUGAAUUAUUUUGGAAAUAAUCUUAUCUGUGCAGAAGGUUAUACAGGUGCCUAAGACUUUUGCACAGUACUGUAUGUGUCAGCACAUAUCAGUACCAAUCGACAACUUGUCUACAGAAGUUACAAAAACAGAUUCAUGUUUAUAGGUCAUGUUAACUGACACCAAUAAGAAAUUAUUUUUUAUUAUUAUUUUAUUUUUUAUUAAAAAAAUGAAAAAAGCAUCUUGGUGAAACUGGCAUCUUCAAACAACUCAUAGUUCAUAUUAUUGUAUUUUCACUCUGGCUUAAAUGUCUCAGAGCUCGAUCCAGCUGUUAAUCUGCACAGGAAACUUUAUUUACAGUGCUGUUAAAAAUUAAAAUUGGGUGUAGCUAUAUUUCUUUUGGCUCAUAUAUCACCUUCUUUCAUCUCAAUUUUGUUAGAUCUCUGAGAAGAAUAUUACACAUUUAUUGCUUCAUGUUGCGGGUGCUUCUCAAGGAUAUAUCAAUGUGUGAAUAUACUGUAUGUGUAUGUAUGUGUGUGUGGUGUGUAUGUGUGUGUUUGCGCGCAUGUGUGCCUGUGUGUGUGUGUGUGUGUGUUUGCCUUUGUGCCAGGUGGGAGGAUUAUCUUUUAAGUAAACUGAAACUGUGACAGACUUGCGUUGGCAAUCACAGACCUGUUGCUACACUGUGGUGAUAUGCACUGUAUGGAUUGAUCCAGUAGCUUGGAUCACCAUUGCUUCAGUCCAGGGCAGAGCAGGCUGGUUGUUGUUGUGUUUUUUGGGUUGGCACUUGGGGAAAAAAGAGUAAGAGACAUCCAGCUACUACCUCUCUAUGUACUUAAACUAUAUCUCUAUGACAAAAAAACCUUUUUGAAAUAAAAUAUAUUGUUUCCAUUA